AUGGCUGUCGAGGAAGUCACAACCAAACCAGACAACAAGGAAGCCGCCGAGAAGCCGGUCGUCGAGAAGCCGGUCGCCGAGGAAAAGAAACCUGCAGCCGAACCCAGCCCGGCCCAGGAACUAGCGGCAACCAACGAACCCACAGCCAAUGAGGACGCCGGAGGAGAAGAAGAAGUCACCAAGGGCGACUGGAACCUUCCUGAAGUUAAGUUGAAGGAAGUGCAAGUGGUGACUGGUGAGGAGGAUGAAGAAGAAUUUUGGAAGUGUCGUGCUAAGUUGUAUAGGUGGAGAGAUGCGGAAUGGAAAGAGAGAGGUCUCGGGGAUGCCAAGUUAUUGAAGGACAAGGAGGGCAAAGUCCGCUUCCUUUUACGUCAGGAGAAGACGGGAAAGGUGGCAGCGAAUCAUUAUGUUAUCCCUAAGGAUGGAAAUUGCACCUUGACUCCGAAUGCCGGGUCGGAUAAGAUAUGGGUAUGGAGCGUAUUGGAUUGUGCUGAGGAGGAACCGGUGGCCGAAAGGUUUGGUUUAAGGUUCGGAACGGUGGAGAAUGCGGCGCUUUUCAAACAGAAAUUCGAAGAAGCUGGAAAUCUUAAUGUUAAGCUCAUGGACGAUGGGGCAUUCGGUAAAAAUUAA
Molecule: messenger RNA, 630 nt
Organism: Gregarina niphandrodes
Lineage: Eukaryota; Apicomplexa; Conoidasida; Eugregarinorida; Gregarinidae
Product: putative Ran-binding protein 1
Exons: 2
Coding region: 1-630 (209 amino acids)
Biological process (GO): nucleocytoplasmic transport
Cellular component (GO): nuclear pore; cytoplasm
Molecular function (GO): GTPase activator activity
Source: RefSeq, a predicted model, not a curated record